Molecule: messenger RNA, 6388 nt
Organism: Alosa sapidissima (American shad)
Lineage: Eukaryota; Metazoa; Chordata; Actinopteri; Clupeiformes; Clupeidae
Product: probable ribonuclease ZC3H12C
Exons: 6
Coding region: 705-3533 (942 amino acids)
Cellular component (GO): cytoplasmic ribonucleoprotein granule; nucleus
Molecular function (GO): metal ion binding; RNA endonuclease activity; mRNA binding
Source: RefSeq, a predicted model, not a curated record
UAAUGGCUAAGGCCUCGUGCUGCAGCUGCCUACUGACGUUCCCCUUUGUGUCGGCCUAUUGUUGGGCCGCGCACCCCUCGUUGAUUCAUGGGCCAGUCAGGGGAAGACCCCCUCUAGAAUGACGUGCGGUAGCUUAUCUGUGGAUCCCUGUGUGUGUGUGUGUGUGUGUCUGAGAGAGAGUUCCAUUGUGAGGUCACUGCGCUCCCAUUGGUCAAGUUGCAUGCUAACUUUAAUGGGUGAAUGGUAGACACUGAAGCUCCAUCUGUUCUUGCAGUCAUUGUUCAGCCGGCUUGCCUGCAGUACCAACAGUCCUUUUCAGGGUGGACUAGGCUUAGGUGGCCCAUGCCCUGCAAGCUUGUGCGGUUGUGUCUGGCGGUGAAAAGCUACCUUUCUUGGCUGUGUUUUGUGCAAUUCAAGGAAGAACCUGGACCAAUUUGAGGAUCUAAUAUCGUCUUGUUUGUCUGGUGACUUAGAGAAGACAAUCUGUGAAGUAAACCAAUCACUUCACUGAAGGCUGGAUUUGGUAGUUUUGUUUUUUAACAAGAGCACUUAUAGAGGACUUCCACCCUUAACACUUUUUGACUUGUUUGAAGGUUCUCAUGUUCAGGUGGGCCUGAGAGAAGCGCGACCGAGGUGGCCGGACAAGCAGCAGUAUCAGCAGGGAGGUCUCUGGUGGGGUGGCGCUGGAUGUAUUUGACAGCUUCAUGGGCCUGAAGGACCAUCUAGAUGAUGGAACAGGCCACAUCCUUGACCUCGGGAUCGAUCUGGACUACCUGCACGUGAAGGCUACUGCCAGUGACCGGCCGCCCUCCGAAGCGAAUGCCCAUACCAAAAUGGAGCCUGGCCCGUCGGAAGAGGCCGAGGGCAGGCUACCAGCUGGAACAAGCCUGGGCAGCAGCAGCGGCAUCGGUUCCACACCCGCUGACUCCGAGGAGAGCACUGACAGCGAGGCGGAGCAGAUCAACCUCCCGCCUCGCUCUGCCCAUCCCCAACUCUGCCGUUCCCCGUGUCUGGACCUGGAGUCCUCUUCACCUCCGCCAGGCAGUUCCAUCUCUGAAGACGCAGACCCUGUGGGAACCCUGCGCGCCUACCAGAACAAGAUGGAAUUUGCGUUGAAGCUCGGCUACCAGGAAGACCUUAUUCGGCUGGUCCUCAGUAAACUGGGACCCGAGGCACUGAUUAACGACAUUCUUGGUGAGCUCGUCAAGCUGGGAAGCAAGCCAGAGGCCGAGCAGGGAGGCGGACCGGCAGCAUCUCAGUCCAGGUCUUCAUCGAUGGCACCCUCCUCCUCCUCCUGCUCCUCCUCAGGAUCCACCACCUCCUCCUCAGGCUGUGGGUUCUCGGAUUCUACAGAGUCCCGUCAGUCGGAUUCUCCCUCACAGAUGGACUCUCUGGAUGACAAGGACAACCUGAGGCCCAUUGUGGUUGACGGCAGCAACGUUGCCAUGAGCCAUGGCAACAAGGAGGUCUUCUCAUGCCAAGGCAUCCAGCUUGCAGUUGACUGGUUCCUGGAGCGAGGACACCGUGACAUCACUGUGUUUGUCCCAGCUUGGAGGAAGGAGCAGUCUCGGCCUGAUGCUCUCAUCACAGACCAGGAGUUUCUACGGCGGCUGGAGAAGGACAAAAUCCUCGUGUUCACUCCCUCACGACGGGUGCAAGGUCGUAGGGUGGUCUGCUACGAUGACCGUUUCAUUGUCAAGCUAGCCUACGAGUCUGACGGCAUCAUAGUCUCCAACGACAACUACCGAGACUUAGCCAAUGAGAAGCCGGAGUGGAAGAAGUUCAUUGAUGAGAGGCUGCUGAUGUAUUCAUUCGUCAAUGACAAAUUCAUGCCUCCUGAUGACCCUUUAGGUCGGCAUGGCCCAAGUUUGGAGAACUUUCUGCGAAAGCGACCAAUCAUUCCAGAACACAAGAAGCAGCCCUGCCCUUACGGUAAGAAGUGCACCUAUGGGCACAAAUGUAAGUUUUAUCACCCUGAGCGUGGCACUCAGCCCCAGCGCUCGGUGGCGGAUGAGCUCCGCGCUAGCGCCAAGAGCUGCUCGGCCAAGGUGCCCGUGGAGUCGGGGCUGGUGAAGAGCCACAGCAUGCCGGGCAGCCAGCGGCCCGCCGAGGCCAAACGGGCGCAGGCCAAGCGCCAGUCUGACCCCAGCGUCCGCGCACUGUCCUACAGCGACGUGGAGGAGAGGCUGACCAGCCGCUCCCCGAAACUAGACCCGUCCCACGGCAAAGGGAGUGCCACCUUGCUGCCGGCUCCCGGCGGGCCACCCAUGGGCCACGGACACGGGCAUGGCCAUGGGCACGGGCACGGGCACAGGCAGGACCUGACCCGGGAGUACCCCCACCCAUCGGGGAAGCCUCACUCGCUCGGCAUGCUGCCGUCCCAGUACCCCACGUGCGAGUCGCCGGACCUGAGCUACUGCUCGCUGGUGCGGGCAUACUCGGGCCUGAGGAUCGCCGUGCCGCCGCGCAGCCCCGAGCGCCGCAUGCUGCCCGAUGCGCUCUUGUCAGACUGCAGCAGCGAGGGCAGCGCCAGCUGCGGCAGCAGCAGCACGGACUCCUACGUUGGCGUGCUGGGCCCCGCGGGCGAGCGCUCGUGCAUGAGCUCACCCGACCUGCUGCUGGACGACGCUGGCGGUCCCCUCCGCUGCCCCCACCACCACCUCGGUCAGCAGCAGCAGCCGCACCACCAUCACCAUCACCACCACCGGGGCAGUGCCCAGUACCCGCCCCCUCUGCCGCCUCCUCAGACGCCCCCUCAGCACCACCUGCAUCAGGGCCACGUGCUCGCGCCCGUCCCGGUGCCAGGCUACCACCACCACCAUCACCACCAUCACCAGCAGCAGCAGCAGCAGCCACAAAGCCUGACACCACACGGGUACAGCUUCAGCCUCGACGAGCCUCCCGACUCGCCCCUCUUCAACAAGCACUCGCGACCGUACCUGUCGCCACAGCUCCAGCACCAAACCGUGGCCGCUCGGUCCAGUUGUCCUGGGGACUGUCCGCCCCUGCCGGGCGGCUCGCACCCCCAGAGCUCUCCCCUGGGCCGGGGACUGGCCUCCACGCGGGCCGACAGCGUAUCGGACUCCCGCCUGUAUGAGAGCUCACCACUGCUGCCCCGCAAGGCCCUCUACAUGGGCCAGGAGCGACUGGGCGGAUGGGACCCCUACUACCUGCAGCCGCCCCCACCGCAGGCCCCUCCUCAGCCCUGCUACGAGUCCUUCACCUUCCAGGGCCUCCAGGAAAGCCGUGAGCAGGCCUGGAGGGCACCGUGGGGGCGGGGCCCCAGCCAGCCGCCUCCUCCUCCUCACCCCAGCCACUCACCCCAGCCUCAGCCUAUGGGCUCCCUCAACCCCCCUGAGCCUCCCCCUAUCAGUCGGCACCAGGAAGUGCGUCAGAAGGUGUUCAAGAACCUGUGCAACAUCUUCCCCACAGAGCUGGUGCGCAUGGUGAUGGGGCGCUACCCUCACAUCACAGACGCCCAGCAGCUGGCAGCGGCCAUUUUGGCAGAGAAGAGCCAGCCUGGAGCUUACUGAAAGCCCCUCUCCCCCCCUGUUCCCUAUGUGCUUUUUUCAACAGGAUGAAGGCACCAUAUCCUAAGGGGGGGGAUUAUGUAUUGCUGUUAUCCAAGGAAAAUGAACAUGUGGGGUAUCCUGCGGUAUUUUGGGGUAUGUAUCCCUGGAAAUACUUUUGAGAUGUUACUGCAUCAGCUCACCAAAAUAACUCUGCAUUUGAAAUAAUUUUAAGGAACGAGGAAAAUUGACCCUUGACCAUUUGAUGCAGAGAGAGGGAAGAGUAGUGCUGUCAGCAUAUUUGUCUACCUGAAGUGUGAAUGAGUUCCGAAUGUGUACUUCUAUUUAUUUUGGGUUUGUUUCUUCAUAUACAUAUAUAUAUAUAUAUAUAUAUACAUAUAUAUUAUACAGAUUUUAUGUUAAGUAUUUUUAAGUAUUAUUUUCAGGUGAGCAUCUAUUGAUUCACAGGGCACUUUUUUGUUGCUUUUGAUCAGAUUUGAGAAUAAUUUGUAUCUCGUGGCAAUCAAAAUGGAGGUUGUGAGAGGCCAGGGUACGUGUAGAUUUAGAUUAUUUGUGAUGCUGAGGUACAGAAAAUCAAAACAGAAGAGCUUAACAACACACACACACAAAUGCACGCGGACACCUGCAUAUUCAGUGCCAUCUAUAACAACUACCCACUAUUGUUGUAGCAUGGAAGACAUUGUUUUACCUUUUAAGGCUCAAUUAGCUUCAUUGUUUAUGAGUGUAGGUUGACCAUAAAUUUCAGUACCUAAAAUGUAGUUGUGCACUGGAUGAGAUGUAGUUUAAUGGUUACAAAUGGUACACCUCCUUUAAACCUAAAUUGGGUUCAACCUCAGUUCCUCUUAUGUGAUGUAAUGCUUACCUUCACUUGAUUUCUUUGUUGUGUUUUAGUUUUAAUCGUUCUCUCCAAAAUCAUGUGCCAUUCGAAUCACAAAAGAAUGGUUCUUGGGGAUAUGCAGAAAUGUAUUAAUUUAUUUAUAAUUGUUAUUCCAUGUCCUUUAUUUUUUGUUUUCAUUGUUUUUUUUUCCAGAGAAUCAUUUUUUAUCUAUUUAGAGUGUUUGCACGAGAGCAUGUGUACAUGGGUGUGUGCGUGUGUGUGUGCGUCAGGGAUUGGGACUCUGUUGACCUUCAGUAGAUCUGUCAGUGUUACCAAGAGAGACCUUCUCCUUUUUAGCCACAGGUGUAGUAGUAGAGACGGACAUUUCUUGACGUCUAUGUACCUUAGUUCUAGUAAGGGACGUCUCUGACUUCUGGCUCCUUGUCCUGCAUUUUUAGUCCUGUUGUCGGGAACAGCAGCAGCACAUCACUGUUGUUGUGACUGAUUUAAUUAAGACUCGGUUGGGCCUUAACAUGAGGACAGUCGCCCUCGUCAGAUCUGAAUGGGUCUAGUGUAUGAAGCCCAUCAGAACUGCAGGUGACGACAGGAAAGUUGUGAGCCUUGGCUGUCAGAGAAUACCUGUCCUUGUUGAUACAAAUUGUAUCUUAUUAACUUAAAUCAGAGUUGUUUAUAAACAUAUAAUUUAUGAAAAGGUAUACACACACGUUAUGUACAGUUGGUAGUACAUGAGUAAUUUAUGAACUAUUUUUGGCAACAUUUUAUCACCAUUACCAGAAUGUUUGAAGUUUUACUUGAAAAAGUAGAUUUUUGGAUGAACGAAUGCAUAAAAUGCAUCUGUUUAGAGCUAGGAGGUACAGGGAUUGUGGUUGUAGAUUAUUUAUUGUAUUGGAAACUAUAAAUUAUCGAUCAAUUUGAAAUCCACAAUAAUUUGAGAAGGCGCAAGAAGAAAAAGUCACAAAAUUUUCCAACGUAUCUGAACCAAUUAAAUCUAACUAAACAGGUGAUUUGGUUACAUACCAAAUGGGCCCUUCCACCAAAAAUGAGGUCGGGUUCAAACUUUUGGGAUUGGGAACCCGAACCCCCCAAACCUGGAACAUCAUCAGGCCUGGUGAUGCAAAUGCGUUUUAUGAUUUAUUACUGUAAAAGGAAGACUCCUGAUUUUAUUCCAGAGAGAGGGAGAAGGGGAGUGACAGAAUGAAAGAUGUUAUGAGCUGAUAAAGAAGAGGGUAAAAUGCUGCCUGAAAUAAGUAUUCCAUAAGAGCACCUUUGUUUUGAAAAGAGCCUUCCCUCUGGCCAAUCAGCACCAUGUGUUGAGUGGGGCGGAGCUUGGGCAUAGAGUAAAUGCCUCUGACUGGCAUUGUCCUUAAGACACAUCUGAUGAUCUGAACCAUGUUCAGCAAACAAGUUGUUUGGGUUUGUUGUUUGUUCGUUUUUCUUCUUCCAUAUAUAAACAAUAUAUCCUCACCUCACGUGCUAUUUAUUGUGAGAAGUUGCCAGUGUGCUUAUCUACCUUUGCCUAAACGUGGCUUUGCUGGACUUUUUGCUGUUCACGUUUGACCACUGGCUCUUCACAAGUCUCGUUUUGAAAUACAGUCCUCUGCAAGUAGCGGCAGUGCAUCUAUGUGUUAGUUCAGUAUUACACCAAGUGUUUCAGUGUAGUACUGCACCCGUGACGGUUUAGGCGCUUUCCCCCUUGUAAUGUUACUUUACCAGCUCAAUGGUGUCUGCUGAACGAACUUUCCAAUGCUGUUUUAUUUUUCCUUUUCUAAAUACUCGCUACUGUGUUGUGUUCAUUCCAGUGCCGAUUCAAUUCCUGUUUAUGAUGACCAAAGUAACUGGUGUGACUGAGUUUGCAUUUGGGUGGGCUAUGCUUUCUUAAGCAUUAGUCAGUCAUAGUUAGUAAUUGAGUAUUACAAAUUAAUUAUGUACAACAACAAAAAAAGAAAUGCAAUGAUGUACUGUAAAAUUAUACUGUCUGAAGUUUCCAAAUGUGUAUUUUUAUUGAAAUAAAAUAUGUAUC